UGAUUUGAAAAGAUUUGGAUCCCAGUCCUGUGCCCUCUAUGAAAGGUCCACAGACUGUAGCUGCAGCAGAGCGGCCACUCCCCCACGAAGGGCCAUGGCUCCUUGUUUAUUUUACUGCCAUACAAAUGCAUUUUUGAGCCCAUCUGUACAAAAUCUGUCAAGUUGCAUAGUGUCGAAGAGGUGGAGAAAUGCAAUAAUCCGUGUUGCUGGAUAGCCAAGGCAGUGAGACUAUAAAAGAAGUGAGCUACAGCUGUAUGACAGAGCUCCUUUUUCCCUGUGCAUUUCAGAGAGCAACUGGUAACAUGGAUUGCACCUCGGAAGGGGACAGCUGAACUCUCCCUCUGGCUUUAGUGAGGAAAGAGCAGCGAUGAAAUCCGUGGACUGUGUGCACGUCAUCCAACAGAAGGAUACCGCCUCCUCUCCCUCUGCCCCCCCUGGUGCUGCUUCAGGCACCACGGGACCUUUUUCUGUCACAUUCCUGUGGCUUGCAAUGCUCCUGUCCUCUUGUCUUGCAGCAGUGUCUUUUUACCAUGUUAUCACCCUGAAAACAGAACUAGAAGCUCUGCGCAGCGAGCUGAUCUACAGGGUCCGGGCAAGGUCUCCGCUAGACCGGCCACCCGUGUCCCCUGAUGAAAAUAAAGCGGGUACCCCUGUUUCUUCCUUCCUGCAAGUGUCUGCAGCUGGCGCCAGGCAGGAGAACAGGCUUCCUGGUCCUGACCCAGCUGAAAGCUUCCAAAAGGAAAUCUGGAACGGGAGCAGAAACAGGGGGAGAAGGUCUGUCGUCCACACGGAGGAAACAGUGCUGCAGGCCUGCUUGCAAUUGAUCGCUGACAGCAAAAGUGAUAUCCAACAGAAAGAUGAUUCAAGCAUUGUCCCUUGGCUGCUGAGCUUUAAACGUGGAACAGCUCUGGAAGAACAAGGAAAUAAAAUAGUGAUCAAAGAAACAGGAUAUUUUUUCAUCUAUGGCCAGGUUUUAUAUACGGAUACAACAUUUGCUAUGGGACACCUAAUACAGAGGAAGAAGGCCCACGUGUUUGGUGAUGAUCUCAGCUUGGUGACAUUGUUUCGUUGCAUCCAAAAUAUGCCACAGUCUUAUCCGAAUAAUUCUUGCUAUACUGCUGGCAUUGCAAAAUUAGAAGAAGGGGAUGAACUUCAACUUACAAUACCACGGAGAAGGGCCAAAAUAUCCUUGGAUGGAGAUGGUACUUUUUUUGGUGCAGUUAGACUCCUCUGAAGCCCUUCAUUUCUGUUGUUAUGCUUAAUGCAGUUUUCUUCUUUUCCUAUGCCUUUGUCAGAAAAAAAAUAUUGAAUUGUAAUAAAGCUGCCAAUUCUGUAUCUCUCCAUCCACCGCCAGCUUCUGAGAACUUUUCUUCGGUUUGAUAAGCGAACCCAAAACAGGAAACACACCAGACAUACUUGUAAGAUAUAACCAUCAUGUGAUUACCAGAAAGCAAAUUUAUUUUAGAAAAUGGGAGACUCUAAAUAGCAUACCAUAAAACCAUAAAACAAUGGUUUUUUGCCUUUGAAACAAUCCCUUGCCCGUAAGGCAAAUGAAAGAAGGAGUUAACCAUAAAGUAUAGCAUAAGCAGGACCAUUAACUAUCAAAUUAUUAUCCAUAAUUGAAAAGGAAAACUAAAACACAAGUACAUCUUAGAUUUGCUUUGUUUCAUCAAUAAAAAAAUUCGAAGCAUAAAGUAUCAAAAGAAUCAUCACACAGUAGAUUCCUCAUCACCAAAUGGAGGUGUCAGGUGGGUUGUGGUUUUUUGUUUUGUUUUGUUUUCUCUUUGACACCAAGAUUUUGGGGACAGAAAAAGUAUAAUGUAUGGGAUAAUGAAAAACCUAAAUGUAUUGGAUAAUGAAAACAAACUCCUCAGAAAUACAUAGAAUAGUAGCUAUUGGCUUGCUUCUUCCCUGUGAAUAACUGGAAAAAGGACAUGUAAGAUGCUUCAACAGCUCAAUUUUCCAAGCAUUGCUACUCAUCGAGGGAUAUGUGUAUACUUCUAUGUAAGCAAAGCAGAUACAGAAAGAAACACGGUGAGAUUAGACACAUACAGCAGGUGGAAUUGGAUUUCUGGCUUCAUAAUUCCUGCAGUCAUAUAUAGAUGUGUAUAUAUAUACAGUACAUAUAUGUAUAUGUAUAUAUAUGAAAGUAUUUACACACACAUAUAUAAGCCUUUGACGUUUGGGCAUAGAAUUUUAUCUUCUUUUGAAUAGUUUAUCCAAUGGAAAUAUUACUGCAUACAUACUUUUUGUAUUUCUCUUGCUUUUUGCUAUGAUCCAUUCUAUGCAAUAUAAUAAAAAGAAAAAUCCAGUAAACCUGGAACUAGCCACACAGCUAAGAAAAUACAUUUGUCUCCCAGAAAUCUGGGCUCAAUCCCUGGGUUAACUAUAGGCUUUUUCUGCAGUUUUGAACAUAUUGCUCAACUCUUUUACAAAAAAAUCAGACCAUAGAAAGACUAAACAGAUGUCUUUAUUUCUUUUGUUUUGUCUGUCUGCUUUGUUCAGUAGAUGAGAUUUAUGUCUUUUUUAACCCAAAAAUCCAUGUGUAUUGAGUGGUCAAGGUAAUAACAUGGUAAUAGUGCGGUCAAGACUUCUAGGAGCUAUUGUAAUACAAACAUUGAAUACUUAUUCUACUGUUCUUCAAAAAAGUAUUGAAGUGCUACUGGAAUAGAUAAAAUAAUAAAACCCACAGUAAUGAACUAUACUUCAUUUGGAAAUAUUUUUAGGGGUUGAGAAGUGUGUCAUAUAAGCUUAUUUAGUAAAGAAAAGACGCUUUGUAUAUUGCAGUCUCCUCGUCUGUUUUUCAUAAAUCGUGCUGAUUUGAUUGAGGUCUCAUGGUGAUAGACAAUGAAUAGAGAGAUUUGGAGCUAGGAAUUACGGACUAUGGUAAACCAAUGAAACAAUUAAUUCAACUUCUCUGGGCUUCAAGAAGAUAUCUCAGCAAUGAGCAUCUGUGUAUUGGAUGACCACACCAUGAUUUUUACAAGAUUUAACUAUAGUUUCAAAAUGUCUGGAAGUACUCCUUAUACGGCUUUAUUUAUUUAUGUGUCCUGGACUCAAAGCAGCAGCUGCUGCUGCUGCUGCUGCUGA
Molecule: messenger RNA, 3090 nt
Organism: Grus americana (Whooping crane)
Lineage: Eukaryota; Metazoa; Chordata; Aves; Gruiformes; Gruidae
Gene: TNFSF13B
Product: TNF superfamily member 13b
Exons: 7
Coding region: 368-1234 (288 amino acids)
Biological process (GO): immune response
Cellular component (GO): membrane
Molecular function (GO): receptor ligand activity; tumor necrosis factor receptor binding
Source: RefSeq, a predicted model, not a curated record